UGGAACGUCAUAACCUCAAAUUCAACUCAAAACAACGCUUGACGACCGCGGCGCGGCGCACAGAUCGUGUUUUGUGUUCAAAAUAAACACGUGUGUAUUAAACAUUGAAAAAAAAUCGAAUUUAACCAUGAAAGCAAGAUAAAAACACCGAAAAUGAGUAAACUAUUUGUUCUCUACGAGCACAGUGCAGGCUUUGCCCUGUUCCGUGUGUCGGAGUUUGAGGAGCUGGCAGCAUUCCUGCCACAAGUAGAAGAGUCGGUUACAGACUUGCAGCGGUUUAACUCUGUGGUCACUUUGAUCGCCUUCCAGCCUUUCAAGUCUGCUGUGCUUGCUUUAGAGAACAUCAAUGCUAUUUCUGAAGGUAUCCUACCAGAAGAUCUGAACCUCUUUCUAGAAGGAGCUCUACCAAAACGCAAGAAACGCGGCAAGUGCACCCUGGGAGUAUCAGACCCUAAGCUGGGAGCAGCCAUCAGUGAAGCCCUGGAGAUACCAUGCUCACAUACUGGCGCAGUUCCAGAGGUGCUCAGAGGUAUAAGACACCAUUUCCAUGCCCUGAUCAAAGGCCUGACACUCAAGGCCUGCAGUGUGGCCCAACUUGGCCUAGGCCACUCCUACUCGCGAGCCCGGGUCAAGUUCAACGUACACCGCGUUGACAACAUGAUCAUACAGUCUAUCGCACUCCUGGAUCAACUAGACAAAGAUAUAAACACAUUCUCUAUGAGAAUCAGGGAAUGGUACUCCUACCACUUCCCAGAGCUCGUGGCAAUAGUCCCGGAUAACCAUCUGUACGCCAAGUGUGCGGAACACAUCAAAGACCGCAAGUCCCUCUCCGAAGAGUCUCUCGAACCCUUGACGGAAAUCCUCGGUGACUCGGAGAAGGCUCAGGCAAUAUUGGAUGCGGCCAAGAUGUCCAUGGGAAUGGACAUAUCGCCCGUAGACUUGAUCAAUAUCCAGAUGUUCGCUGUUAGAGUCGUAGCACUGGUUAACUACAGGAAGCAAAUAUCGGAGUACCUGCACACUAAGAUGAACUCUGUCGCGCCAAACUUGACCACUCUAGUUGGGGACCAAGUGGGCGCCCGGCUGAUUUCCAAGGCCGGCUCUCUGACCAGCCUGGCCAAGUAUCCCGCCUCCACGGUGCAGAUUCUUGGUGCUGAAAAGGCCCUCUUUCGUGCUUUGAAGACGAGGUCCAAGACACCGAAGUACGGUCUCCUGUACCACUCCACCUUCAUCGGACGUGCAGGAGUGAAGAAUAAGGGCAGGAUCAGCCGCUACCUGGCCAACAAGUGCAGCAUCGCUUCUAGGAUUGACUGCUUCUCUGAAAACCAAACAACAAUCUACGGCGAGAAACUCCGCCAGCAAGUCGAAGACCGACUCAAGUUCUACGAGACCGGGGACAUUCCCGCAAAGAACAUCGAUGUGAUGAAGCAGGCCAUGCAGGAAGUGGCGCUGAUGCAGGACCAGACUCCAGCUGAAGAGGAGCCCAAGAAGAAGAAGAAAAAGAAGAAGGACAAGCAGAAGAAAGAGGUUGAGGCCAUGGAGGAGUAGAAAGUGACCUUGUUUCGUAUGUUUACCUUUUUUUUGUUGAACAAUUAUUGUUCUUUUAAUUUGUGUAAUAAAUAAAAAUAUUUUAUAAUUAAA
Molecule: messenger RNA, 1638 nt
Organism: Maniola jurtina (meadow brown)
Lineage: Eukaryota; Metazoa; Arthropoda; Insecta; Lepidoptera; Nymphalidae
Gene: Nop56
Product: nucleolar protein 56
Exons: 8
Coding region: 154-1545 (463 amino acids)
Cellular component (GO): small-subunit processome; box C/D methylation guide snoRNP complex
Molecular function (GO): snoRNA binding
Source: RefSeq, a predicted model, not a curated record